Molecule: messenger RNA, 6866 nt
Organism: Rhea pennata
Lineage: Eukaryota; Metazoa; Chordata; Aves; Rheiformes; Rheidae
Gene: NEIL1
Product: nei like DNA glycosylase 1
Exons: 8
Coding region: 410-1852 (480 amino acids)
Biological process (GO): base-excision repair
Cellular component (GO): nucleus
Molecular function (GO): DNA N-glycosylase activity; zinc ion binding; DNA-(apurinic or apyrimidinic site) endonuclease activity
Source: RefSeq, a predicted model, not a curated record
UGCCGCCGCCCCACGCAGCCCCGUGCCACCCGCGCAGCCCCACAGCCCCCUGCCGCCGCCCCGCGCAGCCCCGCGCAGCCCCGUGCCACCCGCGCAGCCCCACAGCCCCCUGCCGCCACCCCGCGCAGCCCCACGCAGCCCCGUGCCACCCGCGCAGCCCCACAGCCCCCUGCCGCCACCCCGCGCAGCCCCACGCAGCCCCGCGCAGCCCCGUGCCACCCGCGCAGCCCCACAGCCCCCUGCCACCACCCCACGCCGCCCCGCGCAGCCCCGUGCCACCCGCGCAGCCCCACAGCCCCCUGCCGCCGCCCCGCGCAGCCCCGUGCCACCCGCGCAGCCCCGCAGCCCCCUGCCGCCGCCCCACGCAGCCCCACGCAGCCCCGUGCCACCCGCGCAGCCCCACAGCCCCAUGCCGCCGCCCCACGCCGCCGCCCCACGCCGCCCUGCGCAGCCCUGUGCCACCCGCGCAGCCCCACAGCCCCCUGCUGCCACCCCACGCAGCCCCGCGCAGCCCCAUGCAGCCCUGUGCCACCCGCGCAGCCCCACAGCCCCCUGCCGCCGCCCCGCGCAGCCCCGUGCCACCCGCGCAGCCCCACAGCCCCAUGCCACCGCCCCACGCAGCCCCACGCUGCCACCCCGCGCAGCCCCACAGACCCCUGCUGCCGCCCCACGCAGCCCCGCGCAGCCCCGUGCCACCCGCGCAGCCCCACAGCCCCCUGCCGCCGCCCCGCGCAGCCCCGCGCAGCCCCGUGCCACCCGCGCAGCCCCACAGCCCCAUGCCACCGCCCCACGCAGCCCCACGCUGCCACCCCGCGCAGCCCCACAGACCCCUGCUGCCGCCCCACGCCACCUGUGCAGCCCCGCGCAGCCCCACGCCGCCCCGCACAGCCCCACGCCACCCUGCGCCACCCGCGCAGCCCCGCGCCACCCGCUCUCGCUCUCUUGCAGGGAGAACGUGCUGCGGAACCUGGCCGACAAGGCCUUCGACCGGCCCAUCUGCGAGGCCCUCCUAAACCAGAAAUACUUCAACGGAAUCGGCAACUACCUCCGCGCCGAGAUCCUCUACAGGCUGAAGAUCCCCCCUUUUGAAAAGGCUCGGACUGUGCUGGAGGCCCUGAAGCACCGGGAGCAGGAUCCUUCUCUGACACUGAGCAAGAAGCUGAAGCUGAAGCGGGACAACCCGGAUCUCCUGGAGCUGUGCCACACGGUGCCCAUGGAGGUUGUUAAAAUGGGAGGAAAGGGCUAUGACCCAGAGCACUCAGAUGACUCCACAGCUUUCAAGAACUGGCUGCAGUGUUACGCUGUACCUGGCAUGUGCUCUCUGCGUGACAGCAAUGGCAGGACCAUCUGGUUCCAGGGAGAGCCCGGUCCCAUGGUUCCAAAAGGAGCGAAGACCCGCAAGAAGCGCGCCGCGCUGAAGGCGGAUCCCGAGGCCGUGUCCCCCGAGGUCACCACACGUGCCUCGAAACGACGGCCCAGGGGAGCUGGGGCCCCCCCAAAGCCAACCGAGGAGGAGGAGAAGGUGGUAGCUGAUGAGGCAGGGCAGGGACGUGGCCGCAGGAGGAAGAAAGCGGCUGCUGCUCCAGCUUCGUCUGACCCUGAGGCGCCAGUGAAAGUGAAAAGAAGCCGGGCGUCUGCACGGAGGGGCUCAGGAAUGGCCCUGUGUGCAUGUUUGUGCCAAGGGUACCCACCCCCCCCCCGCCCCGGCCAACACGCGCGCACACCCCUCCCAGUGCUCUGCAUCUCCCCUGAGGGGCCAGAGCAGCCUGCCCUCCACCCCCCACCCUCGGAGUGGGAGCCUGAUGCAGUCGACACUAAGCAAACAGCAGCUGCAGUGGAGCCCCUGGGAUAAGGUGGGUCAGUGCAGGCAUCUGGAACUAAGGUAAGAGAACAGGCUCGAUCCUGUUUGUAUAAUUCUCUUGUUUAUUUAUGCCUCCUCUGAAAGGCCAGAGGGAGGAAAUUCGGGGGAGGCAGAAGGCAAACGACUCUAGUGUACUUUGCUAUUUGUGAGCCUUUUGCAGCUUGUUGCUGCGUGGUGUGGAGCCCACAGCACAUACAUAACGCUGCUGACCACAAGCAGAGAGCGGGGGGGAGCACAGCUGGUGGAGCCGGGGCCUGAUGGGGCUGGUCUGUGCUCAGGAUGGCUGCUGCGCAGUGGCAGGGGUGGAUCCAGGCUGGUCCUGUGGCCCUCGUGGCUGCAGCGCACCCGCCUAAGGCGCUGCUGGUACCUGCACAGGCGGCACUGGGGAAAGCUGCUGUGCUCCAAGUGCCAGUUAGAGCUGGCUGCCCCUGCGCCAACAGGCCAAGCGCGCAGCGCAGGAGCCCUACGGCGCUUUCCUGCUCAAGCAGGCAGCAACCUUACUGCUCGUUCCCAAAGAACGUGGCUGUUAGCUGCUGUCAACUGUUGCACUCUGAUGGCCACUAACAGGGAGGAGCAAGGGGGAGUUUGCCCUCCUCUGGAACCACCCCCGCUCCCUCUGCAUGUCUCUUGGGGCAGCGUCGUUACUGGACUGGGGUAAGUGGAAACGCCUCAUUCUUACUGUUCCUCCCUGCUCCACAGCAAGAGGGCACUGGUGGCUGGGCUCAGGACUGAGAGGAAAGGUGGCACCUCCAGCAGGUUAACUGCGAGCGGUGGCAGGGAAGCCCCAGGCUGUGGUCUGAGCGCUCAGUGUUAGCCCAGGUUGCAGCGUCACCAGUGAGGGUGGCCACCGUCACAGCCUCAAGACCAAGAGGACAGAGAGCACUUGGAAUGGCGUGAAGGAAAGCCUCAGGCCCUGCUGCUCCAGGGGGAGGCAGCUCCUCACGUCCGGCCGUUCCAGGAGGUCGCAGCUAGGGAAGGAAGCAGCUUGUGAAGCUAAAGCGAUGCCUCUCCCCUGCCUGCCCGUCCCUCCAACGCAGACUUACAGCAUCGCCUCUUUAACCGGGAGGGAGGUCUGCAGCCAGGUCUCGACAGUGCUGCCGUGCGCCUCGUACAGUCGGACCACCACAGCUUCGAGUCUGUCCUCAGCCUUCAGGGAUGGAGCAGAAGGAAGUUUGCGCAAAAGGACAGGAGCAUCCUACCCUACAUCUCUGGGUCUAGCCAGACCCACGCGCCUGUGGCUGAGCUGCACACACGUUCCUGAGCUGCCUGGUGAGCAGUGCUAUGCGACUGGGGCAACGGGGGCUGCAGCGCCGCAUACAGCGACAGAUGCCGCACUGAUCAGCCGUGAGCGCCUGCCCAGGCGGCAGAGGCACGCUAGCCCCCUCUUGUCCUCACGCAACAGGAGACGACACGCAAACCCGAUUCCAUGAAGGAUCGCUACCUCCGCUCAGCCCAGCUCGGUGGCCACCCAGUGCAGGGGAGAGCAGCCCACGCCUGCCUGGGUUACAUGGGCUAGAAGAUGGGUAGAAGAGGCAACAGCUUAACUUUGAGCACCAAGCACCUGCAGCAGCAGUCUUUUUGCUACAGUGUGUGAAAGAGACAACAGUUAACCCUAAGUGCCAGAAGAAGACUUGAUGUGGAAUCUGGUUUUCACUGUGUUGGAGCUUUUCUGCUGCUACUUACAGGGCUUGCCACACUGCUGUCUUUCACUGGACUGGCCAAAGAUCCCCACCUCAGCCUCCCCCUUUCUGCCCUGGGCACUCACCUGCUUGACAGUCUCCAGUACAACUGCAGGUGAGCUCACAGAAAAGGCGCUCCAGGCUGAGCACUGGGCAGAGCUGCCUGGGACCGUGUGGAGAGGGAAAUUCAAGUUGUAGGCGCAUUGAAUCACACCAGCAUCCUGGAAGGAACCUGCAAUAUGAGAACAAUUAGCCAACCUCUAUCCCAGCGUAUCCAGAGAUGCUGCACCCUGUGCUCACCCCGAGGGUCGCCGGGGUGUCCUCCACCUUGUGUUUCCUGCCAGGGUCCAGCUUAGCCCAACACUCACCCUGGUGAGGCAUCACAGCAUAGGUGAACUGGUGGUGUGCAAUAUCUGCUGUGGCAUCAGGAGACUUGGGUGCUCUCAGCCUAAGAUGAGAGGUGAGUGAGCUGCAGCCUCUGAACUUGCCAUUACCCCUCCAUCACCCAUCUGGUAUCAGACAAGCACUGUGACAAGUCAGCUGUCUCCCUCUGCUCUGAGACUGGGCCCUGCCUUCGACACCAAUGUGUCUCUGGGUUCUGGCAGCAGGAACAGACCCUGGACCAGGUAUCCCAGAUGUUAAAAAUGACCUCUGAAGGGUGAUCUCCUAUGAAACUUGUAGCUGAUGGACUCAAAACUGAAGUACGUGAUGUUUCUCUUAGCUUUGCAUGAAUUCAUAACAUUGCCAUUCCUGCCAUCUCCUUGUGUCUUCCCUCCUGGGGUGUGUAUUUCCCAGCAACAGAGGAAUUUAUAUGGUUCAAAUAUUCAUCUGAUCUCUCCUUUCUUGAAUGAUCUAAGCAUAACUCAUGGGUGAGACUUAUCUUAAUCACUUAAGUUAGCCAGAAGUUCUUAGGAGACAACCAGCCAGCUUGACUAAUACUAGAAUAUUUAUUCCCUUAUUAACUAUGAUCAUUUAGCAUCAGGCACUACUUUGACUUCAAAGAGACACUUUAGAGGCCAAAGCAACAGCUGCAGCUCCACCCUCGCCCCAAAUGUACUCACAGCGAGAGGCUGAGGAUGUUCCUGUGGGCUGAUGCACCGUAUUUGCUGUCGUUCAGCAAUGCCACCCCGAAGCCGUGCUCGGAGAGAUCCAGCCACUUGUGAGCCCACACCUGCAGGAGGUACCAAAGGAAGUACUUGCAACCCGAGGACAUCAGGCAUCCGCCUGGGAACAAAUGCAGCUCCAUGUACAGAGAUUGGCUGUCCCGUCAUUGGAGGGAAAAGAGCUGCUGCUGUGUCCCCAAGUGCUCCAGACAGGAGAACGAGCCUGGCCCGGGGCCCAGACCACCUUCCCUCUCACCUCGAAUCGGGCCCAGUCCCACGAUGUGUUCCAGUGAGUCGGCCGCUGCAGGUGCCCAAACUGGAUCUCGUAGGUGGCGUUUGUGCUCCGGACCCGCACAGGGAACUCCACCUUCAGGAACUUGUGAGCCUCCUUCCAGUCAACCUAAAAGCGGGAGCAGAACAGCAUCAUCGCAGAGGGCUGACAAGCAGAAGCUGCACUCCUGUCAGCUCCCACUCAGGCUGGACCAGGUACAACACAAGAGCACUCAAGUCCAAGCCCAGCUAGCUGCACUAAUGGGUCUCUCCUCUGCUCUUCUAUCUCAGGGCCAGGAGGGUACAGCUGCUCCUCUGCUAGCCAAGGAGCCUGGCACAUUUCCUGGAUCAUUAUCCUAGCUGCAGGGCCCCCAUCCUUGGGCUGCCUUUCCCUGAUGUGGGGGAAGACAGGCAGUGGGCUCCAAGGGAGGAAUCAGGAGGGAGAUGUCAUUCACAAGCAAGGUUUGGUUCCCCAGGGCUCCUCCUGCGCAGCACAGAGGUCUGUAUCACACAGUGACAAGCCAAACCUGGGUCAGGAAUCGGAUGUAUGGGCACAUGGUGUCCAGGAUGAUCUCCUGGGUUAAGGUACUCCUUUCCCCAAUCCGCAGAGAGAAGCUUGCACUUCCCCGCAGCCCUCCAGCGUGAGUGAUUUCCAGAGGCUUUAGCAGAGUUGUGACCGGUUUUCUAGAGAAAGAGGGUAAAGGCAGAGCUGGACUACAAGCCUGGUAGCUCUAGGGUUCCCAAAUCCCAGUCCAGCCCCAUAGACAGCAGGCAUUCACUGCCCCAGAGUGACUGCACAGAGCCUCCUGUGACAUGCAGGAGCGGCUGUAACGUUUUGUUACAGUUGGGCUUGACAGAGAGGGAAACAAAACCUCAAAGAUAAGAUCUGAGCACUGCAUGCACUACUCUCUACCUGGUUUCCAGGUGAUAAUCCAUCACAUCCCACGCAUCCCAGUACAGAGGAAUGUCAUCAAAGAGAGCAAACUGGUUGGCACAGCAUCCAUCUGGAACUGAUUCUCUGGAGUAAAGUGGAACACAGGAACAGCAGCAUAACAAGAACUGAGUUGAGGAGAGAAGGGCAGAAGUAGAGUGGAGAAAGUUCUGGUUCAGCCCCAGUACCUUUGGGGAGCCUCAGUUCCAGAAACGGGGCGAGAGACAUACCUCUCAGAGCGUGCCAGUCGAAGCGAGGUCAGGCGUCCCAUCGUGUCCAGGCAGACUGCAAUCACUCCGUUCUCCAUGGUAAUGGAGCCAUCCUCCUGAGCGGAGAGGGCCGAAUGAUUUCACAGAUCCAAACCUGCAGGAGCUGGACUCUCUCUGAAAUGCCCCUUUUGCAAAGCAAGUACACUGGCUUGCUGUGUGCCAGCUUCCCCAGGCACCCCCCCCCCCAGCAAAGCAUCUGAUGUGGGGCGCAUCAACCCAAUGAAACUGCACUUGUGCUUACCUGUUUCAUCACCAACACAGGCUGAGGGGGCAGCAAGGGCUCCCUGGCUAUAGCAUAGCCCAUGCUGGGGGCUGUCAUCAGAGCUGGAAAGGAAAGAGGACCUGUUCCACCAUCUUCCCCAGAUACAUCCCUAUCUCACACUAGGCUGCCCUCCUGCUCUCAAGUCAGACUUAUCACCUCCCUUCACAUCCUCCACUUCUGUAGCCAUAAUUCAGGGACAAAGUCAGCACGAUCAGGCCCCAAGGAGCAAUUUGCCAAAGCAGUGAAUCCUCUUCACAGCAGGGAGAGGCAGAACAUAUCUGUCUCUAUCUUCUAAUGCAGAGGUAACCCCAAAUUAGGCAUACCUAAAGUCUCUGCUCCAGCUGGCCCAGUCUUGGAGACAACUUCAGUCCGGUCCCAGGCCAAAGUGUUCAACACAAGGGUGCACUCAGUGGUCUCUGACUUGGGCUGCAGCAGUUCCCCACAUAAGGACUGUACAGCCUCCUCCUGGAGCUGGGCACCAGCCCUGCGGA